Zonotrichia albicollis (white-throated sparrow) is the source of this 4558-nucleotide messenger RNA. NCBI's taxonomy places the organism in Eukaryota, Metazoa, Chordata, Aves, Passeriformes, Passerellidae. The record is from RefSeq and is a predicted model, not a curated record.
GUUUUAGAUGCGGGAAGACUGAAAGAAUACGGUGAGCCUUACAUUUUGCUGCAAGAACAAGACAGCUUGUUUUACAAAAUGGUGCAACAAGUGGGCAAGACUGAAGCUGCUGCUCUGAUGGAAACAGCAAAACGGGUAUACUUCAGUAAGAAUUACCCAGAAGUUGUUCAGAAUGGUCAGCUUGCCACAGACUCCUCCUUGGAUCCUUCCUCAGGAUUAUGCAUAACUGAAACUGCACUGUGAUUCCUCAUUGCCUUAACUGUUCUCUGCAGAAUGUAAACCUGAGAUCAUCUAAACUUGGCUUCAACGGGAGAGGAAAGGGAAGGGGGCAAUUCUUUGCACUGGACAUCCUUCCUAUUUAAUACUGAGAAGAAAAUUUGUAUUGUCCCUGUUUCUUUCAUUUCAGUGCAAUAUGUUUUUCUUUCCAGCUAAUUAUGUUUGUGUUGCUAAGGAAAUUAGGCAGAUUCAGUUUUUAUUUGAAAGUUAUGUGGUAGAGAUCUCUUUUAUUUAAACAGGUGCAGGACACCUAUCAGGUCUAGUGUGCAUAUUUGGAGCUUAGUAAAAUAAUGGGAAUGUGUCCUUCUUUUUUCUUCUAGAAAUAUUUUGAGAGCAAGCAAAACCAAAUUUUUCUCAGUGUCUCUUUAGCAUGACAGCUCUGUCUGAACAGCAGAUUUGGUAGUGUGCAACUCACUUGUCUAGAGGAACUGUCUUUCUACCUGUCACAAGUACCUAUGCAGGCUGGUAGGAAAAAAACUUGAAGAAGCCAAAAACACUUUUUCAUUUUGAUAGAAAAGUACUAUAUACUUUUUUUAAAUAAACAGUUCAAAUAAUGCUGUUCAAGAUGAAUGUAAAUAUUAGUUUUAUUUUGUUAAAAUCCAAAUGCUGAAAAAUCAGUCUCAGUCUUCUGUGCUUCAGAAGAAAAUUACCACAUUUGCACUGAAGAAAUAUUUAAAUAAUUUAACAUACAUUCCUCUUUUUACCCAGGUUAUCAAAGAAAAAAAGGUAUUAAAAUAACUUGAGGAAAUGUUUGAAUGACAUGUCAUUAUACCUAAAUACUGUGUAGUACAAAGUUAUCUUCAACACAACACAUUGAAAUGUAUACAUUAUUUGCAUUUAUUGUGCCUUAAUAUUUGUGCCUUCAAGCCAAAGCUGUAACUGCAGGGUACACAACAAAUUCAUUAGAUAUAUGUUAAAAAUACGUAACUUUAGUUUUGCAUCAGGGGUUCUGUUGAACUUCAGCUGUAUGAAGUUACCAUCCUGCCAGAAUAAGUAGGAAAAUACAACCUGUAGUUUCAAAUGGCAGUUGCUGAUAGAGAGGAAUGCAGUGAGAAAGGGGUUCAAUAUUCAUAAGUUAUGUCCUGAUUUGGCAAAGCACUUCAACACAAAGGCACUAUUCCCAUGCUUGAAAAAUAAACGAAGCAAGUGCUGUGCUGCUUUAGGUCUUUUCAAAUCUGAAAAAAUUUGAGCUAUUCUUUGAGGUCCAGUAGAAAAUACAUCUAUUCAUCUUGUUGUUUAAAGGCCACAGGAGAGACUAAAAGGCAACAGAUUUCUUCAGGAAAUGGAAAAUACUGUGCUUUUUUAAAAAUACUGAAGAUGCUUGCUAUUACCUUUGUAAUGCCGAACAAGUGUUAUUUACCCAGUAUUCAUGCAGUGGUCUAAAAGUAAGGCAAACACGAGUGUUUCUCAUUUCAAGCAGUUCUACUAGAAUGCAGUUUAGUCAGAUACAAAGUUACUUCUUACUGAGGAGUAAAUGGCGGCCAAAGCCUGUGCAUCAGCACAACCACUCAUUUUGCACAUCUUCCUGCUUGAAGCCAGCCUGAUGGUGAGAGGCAGAGUCCCUGUUCCCCUGUUACAGCAUCCUCCCUGCACUGGGGCUUGCUGUCCUGCUGUGAGACCCCAUGAGACAGGGGAUUGUGUCUGCAGUGCCACCAGCCAGCUUUCUGAGGGACAGGGUUCUUUUGGGGCUUGUGGAGCAAACAUCAGGCAUCAGUGUGUGCUGGUAACAUCCUCUCAACAUGCUUAAAAAUCAUUAGGGGGGAGUCACAAAAUGAGAUGCUUUUGCCCCUAGCCUUUUUUGUCAAGUCUAACACUUCUCCUGCAGUGUGUAGCACCUUACACUGGAACAAGUUCCACUGAGAUCCAUGGAACUGAACUUGACACAGUGAUGUGCAACAGGAGGCUAGUGCUACAUCUGAUGAUAAAAUACCAGCCAGCCAGGGGCAGCUACCAGCCACCAGGGCAUAUGGCACAAAUGUGCUCAUGUGUGCAGUGCUUAUGGCAGAUCCUUCUGAGAGCACACCAGCCACAUCCACUUUCUGUGUGGCUUGGCCCUUCUCUGAGCUGCUGCAGUCCACCUGCACAGUGUCCUAGCACACAGUUAUCAUCCUGUGUGUUCCGUGGCUGUUUUCUUUUUUGUUAAAGUUGUCUGAAAUAAGGAUAGGGCUGUUCUGCAGCUGAGUGAGAGUAGUGGUUGCAUUGCACAGGUAUGUGAAGAAGUAAAGUUUAAAUGUGUAAAGUCAUGUUAGAUAAUUCUAGGGGAUUGUGUAGUGUAAAGAAAGUUCAACCUCAUGGCCUUGUCCGCAACUGCCUUUUUGACAAGGAUCCAUGGAUCCAUGUCCAAACUCUGUUCAAGCUUUGCCAUGGAAAAACUCAUUUGAAUGGUGCAAAAACACAGCUACGGUGAGCUGAUCAGGAAGGCAGUGCACUUCAUCGAGUUGGGAGUUUGAGCUCCUUUGUUUAUCUUCUUUUUUGAGAAGUGUGAAUAUAUUCAGAGUCUGUGUUCUACAAUAUGGAAUUCUUAUUGUUGUUAAACACUUAGUCCUUAUAGAAGAAGAAAUGUGAUGAAUAAUACAGAGUCUUUUAAAUACUAUAAGAGAAUAGUGAGUUCUCCUGGCCGUACAUACCUUAGUUUAUAUUUUUUUAUCAGACCCAAGGAGAUCUGCACACGUAAACCAAGGGUAUAAUUACAGUUUUAGUUCAUUUCAGCUCUGAAAUGAAUCUAUGGUAAGUUAUAUUUCAGAGCAGAACUCCAAAACGCUGGCUGCUGCAGACUCACUCGUAUGAGACCCUGACUGAUGUGGCUAUCAGUCUAUAAGCUAGAAUUAAUUUGAUCCUGUAGCUUUUUGAAUGUGCACAAAAAUGUUAGGUAUCUCUGAAAAUGCUGAUUCUCCUUCUCUACGUGUUUUGGCAGGACACUACUUGCUGUAGGUAUCAAAUGUCAAUAUAAGACAAAACAAAUUUCUUAAAAAAAUCACACUUGAAACCCAUAAAUUGCUGAGUAGAACAACUGAUAGCAAGUCAUUCAUGUCUGUCAUUGGCAUUAUUUCAUCUUUUUGGUUUAAAGCAAUAAAAAUAUUUUAUUCAGGAAACUGGUUUUGCUGGUAUUGUUGAUAGCUGUUUUGUUCAGAUGUUGAUUAAGACUGACUGACCCAUUUAAUUUUAAAUGUGUAAAAAAGGUGCAGUGGACCUGAAUGGCAGAACUCAAAUCAGGGGAAAAAAAAAGGCCUUCAUGUGGUGAAAGCCUUGGUCUGUUAAGUGAAUACAUUAUCUUUCCAACAAGGUGUUUUAUGUUUCCUUACAAAGAAAAAUUUAAAUAGUUUUAAGCUUCCAUUUUGAAAAAUGUUGUGCUUUAUUUGAACAUAGCAAAGCAGGUUACUCAAAGUUGCAUACCUUACUGGAGAUAUUGGAAAAAGAACUCAGUCUCCCGAGUUAUUCAAGCCUUUAAAAUAUUUCUUCUCCAUGAGGUGCCUUAAAGUAUUCCAGAGUCUUAUUUCUAAUAAAUAUAAUUUUAUACAGUUAUUCUGAAAAUCAUCAGUUACAAAACUCAUGUUUCUUAGAUGUAAAAAUCUAGGAACAGCGUCUACUUCUGAUCCAGAGAAUUGUUUUUCUUACAUUUGUUUUGGUCUCUUUUUGCUCCACCCCUUCUCCGAAGACCACUGUGAGCCAACAGACCAUGUUGGCAUUUCCAAAGCCACAGUUUGCCAGGAUAGAUUAUUUAAUAUUUUAGUUAUUUGCUUGUUUUAAGGACAAAAAUUCUCUUUAGUAAACUGCACCAUGUGCCAGAUGGGUGUAAUCUUCUGUGAUACCAUUUGUACUGCCCUUAGGAAGAGGGAGGACUUUCUGGCCAGCCUCAAUAAUGCUGUUUUCUUAAGUAAUGUUGAUGGCUUUUUUUAGCCUUCCCAAUACACAUGUGAAAUAAGAUUGCAGAAAGAAUCAUCAGAAAUGCUGCUCUUUUUUUUGUUGUUUAGCUGACCCUUUGAAAUAUCUCAAAAUAUUCAAAAUUUGCCUCUUUUUUUUUGUUUUGGAGGGGGGAAGAAAGAAUUGAAAUCACUUCUUCCUUGUGAUGGUGAUGAGCAUGACAGUUUUCGCAGAAGAUGUGGCUUUCUGUGUAUGUUUUACACUGUGUAACAGCGCGCUGCUUUUUCAUCAUUUUAACUCUGGUUUUGUUUUGGUUUGGUUCUUGCCUUUGUUGUAAUAAUUUGAUUUUGGCAUUACUAUGGAAUGGUUUCUUUUGUGGACGUUCACGUGACAACUGCUGUCAUACAAUAAAAGGCAUUUC